UCGAACCGAGUGUGGCUGUGAGUGCGUUUCUGUGAGCGGCAGGGCAUUGCGAGGCCCCUGACGCCAAACGACAAACGAGACAGAUACACACCGCACCGUCCAAGUGUCAACAGUCGAGUGCCUUGUGGCCAAGUGUAACCCUAACCCUCCAAUCUCCCAUCUUCAAUUUUCACCAGACCCCCAAGAACUCACCAGGAAACACCCGAUCCAUGCAUGGCCACUGUAUGAGGAAAAAAGUGCAAAGUGAGCAAUUGGCGGAAACGUGAUCGGCGGAAACUGGCGAGCCAAGUGCGCCAAACGUGUGGGACUCCCAUUUUAAGUGCGAAUCAGAAGCACAUGUGCCCCGCUUGCUGAGGGUCCGAGUAUACUCACACCUGAGCCCUCACCAUGCUGCAGCACACGAUGACCAAGCGCAAAACGCUUAUAAUUGCCUGCUUUGGUAUUGCGCUGGGUCUCUGCAUCGGCACCGUGCUGAAGAACUACCGCGCGCUGGAGAUUGUGAAGCGGUGCAACCUGCGGCCGACGAACCUAAAGACACCCAACGAGAUAAUUGGGCUAGAGGAUGAGGACACCAUACAGAACUCACAGCGGAAUCUCGUGUUCGUGGGUGUGAUGACGGCCAAGAGCUUUCUGGAGGGACGCGCGAGAGCCGUGUACGAUACGUGGGGCAAGGAGGUGCCGGGCCGGAUUGCGUUCUUCAGCUCGGAGGGCAGCUACUCGGAGGAGUUGCCAGUGGUGGGGCUGAAGAACGUCGACGACCGCUAUCCGCCGCAGAAGAAGUCAUUCAUGAUGCUGUACUACAUGUACGAGCACUAUAUCGACCGAUUCGAGUGGUUUAUUCGGGCCGACGACGAUGUGUACAUGGAGCCGGAUAAGCUGGAGCGCUUCCUGCGCUCCAUCGACAGCUCCAAGCCGCAGUUCAUCGGCCAGGCGGGCAAGGGCAACAGCGAGGAGUUCGGCCUGCUCUCCUUGGAGUUUGACGAGAACUUCUGCAUGGGCGGGCCGGGCGUGAUACUCAGCAGUGAGACACUAAGGCGCGUGGCACCCCACAUACCCACCUGCCUUAAGAAUCUGUACAGUACGCACGAGGACGUGGAGGUGGGCCGCUGUGUCCAGAAAUUUGCGGGCAUUCCCUGCACUUGGAACUACGAGAUGCAGUACAUAUUGCGGCACAACUCCAGCGGUCGAAAUGCAUACACGGGCAAGCUGAAGCGCAAGGAGAUCCACAACGCCAUCACCCUACAUCCCAUCAAGCAGGCGCCGCUAAUGUAUCGCCUUCACUCUUACAUACAGGGCCUGAAGGCGGAGGAGAUGCGGCAGGAAUCUCUGCUGCUGCAUCGGGACAUUAAGCGCAUGGCCAAGUAUCUGGAGGUGCCCGACGACAGCACCUAUAUGCUACCCAGCGUCUCGCCGGACAGCGAUUCGGGCAAGAGACACUUUCAGGAUCACAAUAUACUAGGAAUCAGCCCCGAACUGAACAAAUUUGUGCCGGGGAGCACGGACGAUCUGCUGGACUGGUCGUUCAUAGCACGAAGCCUCUACUCGGCCAGCUCGGCGAAUCCAAAGCAGAAAAUCGACUCGUCGAUGCGCGAGGGACUCGAGGAUGUCAUCACCGAAGUUAUGGAGAACAUCAAUAACUAUUCCAGGCAACGUGGACGGGUGAUUGAGUUCCGGGAGCUGUUGUACGGCUACCAUCGACUGGAUUCCCUGCAUGGGCAGGACCUCAUCCUGGAUCUGCUGCUCAUCUACAAGAAGUAUCGGGGCAAGAAGAUGACUGUGCCCGUCCGCAGACACCUGUACGUGCAGCGUGCCUUCACGGGCAUCUUUGUGAAGGAGUUCGAUGAGGAUUUCUACAAUGUCACCCUACAGCAGAGUCUGCUGGGCAGCAUCCUUCACAGUGGCAUGGCGCGCCUGAGCAGCCACUUUACGAUGGCCAGCGGCCUGCUGCCUCAGGCAGAGGACAAAAUUGUGUUCGUGCUGCCGAUCUCCGGACGACUGGGUACCUUUGAGAGAUUCUUGCGCACCUACGAGCGGAUAUGCAUCAAAGCGGAGCAGCACUGCGACCUGCUGGUGGUGAUAUUUGGAGCUCCAGAGGAGCUGGGCGAUCACCUGCAGUUAUUGAGCCAUCUGCGAGGCCGUCACGUGUACCAGCAGGUGAACUGGAUCCAGCGCAGUGGCUCCUUCUCCCGCGGUGUGGCGUUGGAUGUUGCCGCCCGCUCCUCCUACAUCCAGCCCGCGGACAUCAUUCUGUUCAUCGAUGUGGACAUGGUCUUCGAGGUGACCACGCUGCAGCGGGUGCGGAUGCACACGCAGCGGGGGCGACAGGUCUAUCUGCCCAUUGUGUUCAGUCAGUACGAUCCGCAGCGUCGCUCGGAUGGCGGCACGGGAGACUUGCCUCCGCCCAUCGACGAUGAGAACGGGUACUUUAGGCAGUUCGGGUUCGGUAUAUGCGCCAUCUACAAGUCGGACAUACUGGACGAGGACAUCAAUGGCUUCGACAAGGACAUAACCGGCUGGGGUCUGGAGGAUGUCAAGUUUCUCGAGAAGAUUGUUCGCGUGGGCACCCGCCAACAAGGCUUCCUUUCCAACACCGCAGAGCUGCCACUGGACUAUAACGAGGCCGCAGAUCAGUGGCGUCGCCUCAGUGUAUUCCGUGCACCGGACCCAACUCUCGUCCACGUCUACCACGACAUCAGCUGCGACAUCCAGCUGGAGGCCGCUCAGUACAACAUGUGUCUGGGCACCAAGGCCAACUCUUUGGGAAGCACCAGGCUGAUGGAGCAGCUUUUCUACAACAGCCGUGACAAUUUUCGCUUCAUCGCAGACUUCAACAGGCAGAAGCAGCAGCAGCAGCAGGCCAGAUGAUGGAUCUCCAUCCCUAAACCUCCUGCUGCCAUAUAUAGUAUUAUGUUCUACGUUUUAAUCUUAACAUUAAUCAGAUAAUGGUUCCCCAUCUGUGUUUUGUGUGUGUGUGUGUGUGUGAAUGUCCCAUCGUAUCCUUGUAAGUGUUAUUCCUAGUGUGUCUGUGCAUGAGACACCCACCUGCUGCCAGUGAUAAGUCCAUAAAGCCAAGACUAAGCAAAGACCAGCAGCUAGAUUCGUAACUAGGAUAAUCCCAGGGUGGUGUCUGGAAUCACGGAGUAUGAUGGCCUGAUAGCUCCAGGCCGUUGAUUCCGAUUGACUUUUACCUCAAAAUUCGCUCCAACGAUAAUAAAAUAUUUAGU
Molecule: messenger RNA, 3224 nt
Organism: Drosophila guanche
Lineage: Eukaryota; Metazoa; Arthropoda; Insecta; Diptera; Drosophilidae
Gene: Chsy
Product: chondroitin sulfate synthase 1
Exons: 6
Coding region: 388-2865 (825 amino acids)
Cellular component (GO): Golgi cisterna membrane
Molecular function (GO): glucuronosyl-N-acetylgalactosaminyl-proteoglycan 4-beta-N-acetylgalactosaminyltransferase activity
Source: RefSeq, a predicted model, not a curated record